AUGUCAACCGUCAUGCUGCCAUCAGUCGAAGCCCGCGCACAGUCGCUGACCGAGGAACUAUUCCAAUAUCUCACGGUCCAGGGAAGCCGAAGCUAUGGCGAGGCACGCGUCACCCAACUUGAGCAUGCCCUGCAGGCUGCGCAACUGGCUCGCGAAGCCGGAGCUGACGACGAUGCAGUCGUGGCUGCGCUGCUGCACGACAUUGGGCAAUUCAUCCCAAUGUACGAACACAUGCCAGCGUUGAUUGCCCCCAACGGAUCACGCGUUGGGCGAGGAAGUCACGAUGUUUUUGGAGAGAAAUACCUGAGGGAACUGGGCUUCAAUGAUAAGAUUUGCCAGCUUGUCGGCGCACAUGUUAUGGCAAAGCGUUACCUGACGGCAGUUGACAAGGACUAUUAUGACAAAUUAACAGAAAUCAGCAAAAACUCCCUCAGGCUCCAGGGCGGUGUUUUUACUGAGGAGGAAGUGAAAUUCCACCAGAAGGACCCUCUUCUAGAACAAAAAUUGGCACUACGGAGAUUCGACGACUUGGCAAAGGUUCCCGGAAAGGUUACGGAACCACUGUCUCAGUACAAGCCUUUGGUUGUAAAGACUUUGAUUGAUUCACUGUCACGAGCAGCUUUGCCACAUCAGUCGGACGUGUCUUCCGCUUCUGGCUAA
Molecule: messenger RNA, 660 nt
Organism: Talaromyces atroroseus
Lineage: Eukaryota; Fungi; Ascomycota; Eurotiomycetes; Eurotiales; Trichocomaceae
Exons: 3
Coding region: 1-660 (219 amino acids)
Source: RefSeq, a predicted model, not a curated record